AUAAAUGCCACGGGCGGCUGUAACGUUUGUUCCGUAGAAUUCCGUCUUUUCCUUUUGAUCUGUGUUACGUAGAUUUACACCCAGGCACAAUGGAAGUGAUUUCCACAAUUAAAAUGUGUCAGAGAUUAAACUCUAUACAGCUGUUAGGCAAAGAACUCUCGCCUAACACACGGUAAUCCGCACAGCUUAAACGAUUACCUUUUAAUUUGCCUUGUAAUUACUGAAUUUUGGAGACUGCCGCAAUAGCAAAGGACAAGAAGGGGCGGGGGACGCCGGAGCCAGAAAAUGUUUACUGGAACGCCCCCGUUAACAAGAUGAACAACCAUGCGCUGAUGCAUUCAAGUGCGCUCACAAUGGCUGCCCCCUCCUAUCUCUUUCUGUAACGAAAUGGAAGCAAACAUAGCUUAAAUUGUGAAGUGGAGACGCACAGACAGUCAAGAUGGAGAAGAAACAGAGCAAGCGAAAAAGUAUGCGCAGAGCAGUGGACAAGUUUAACGAAGAAAACGACCUGAACACCAUCAUCCAACACGAGGAGUUCAGCAAGAGGCGGAGCAGCAAGCAGAAGCGGAAACAGGAAAUCGACACGGACAGACAACUGGCGCUUUACCGUAGACUAUACGUCCCCACCCUCAUCUGCCUGCUGCUUGGCACCGUCUUUUCUUUCGGGGGUACCCUACGUGGACUCAGCGAGAAAACCUUCCUUUGGAGGUACCGGGAGAUUUUCUGCAUCAUUGGACCAAUAUUUCUGACCCUAGGGGUUGUAUUGCUAUUUGUGUCCAUCGCCUUGAUAACCCAUCGCAGAAAAGAAGUGGGGCGAUUUAUUGCUCUAAGGAAGUCGUUGAAAACUCUCUCUAGUCGCCGGAGUUCGUUUGUUUCCCUUCCGUCGUCAAUCGGCUCGUCCGACAAAAUGUGUCACUCUCUGGAGGACCUGGACACGAUGUUCGAUCAGUCCCUCACAUCUUUCCUCUCAGCAAACGCCAAUGCUACCGACCGGAAACUCUCCCUAAGUAACUCACAAGUGUCUUUUUCUGAAACAGUUCGUGUCCACAAAAUUCAAACUGACACUGAGAGAGUUGAAAAAGAAAAGGAAGAAGAAGAAUAUUUAUUGCCAGAAUAUCCCCGAUCCCUGGUUGACACAAGUUUGCCCUAUAAAUCAGAAAGUGUAUCUUAUCGUGUAUUGGAGGGCGUCCUUAGGGCACAGAAGUCUAUCAAAAAUGGCAAUAGAACGCUAGGGAAAUAUAAAGAUCAGCUUCAUGUAAAACCUACUGUUUUUUCCUCUCGGGAGUUUGUACUUCAGCUGAACCCUAGGCACCAAAGAAAAGUGUCGUCCAACUCAAAGGCAGCAGCACAGAGAGCGAUGAGCAAGUUACGAAUUUUAAGAGUUCUUCAAAGUGGAGGCGUGCAGACGACAGAAAUUCCUUCUGAAGAAAACCUUCCACUGGAAAGCAAACAUCUCUGUUCCUUGGAACAAAGUAAUGCUGCAGGAAGUGAGAUUCAAAACAACCCUUUAUCCAUGACAGAGCCACAGUUUCCUUGCAUUUAUACAGACAAUAAAAAUGUCCCGGAAGGGGAUAAUCACGUGACCAGCUCUCCAGUAUACUUCUCGUUACAACCUCCCUUACAGAAAAAGAACGACUCUGAUAGAUAUAAGGUCCACCAAUGUAAUGAAAUUCAAGUUAUAAUUCACCCUCCUGCCGACGACCAUACAGAUACAAAAACUGAAGAAACCGAGAAUGAAGUUGUUUGUUAACAUCCA
This is a messenger RNA of Magallana angulata, 1756 nucleotides long. RefSeq lists its product as uncharacterized. The record is from RefSeq and is a predicted model, not a curated record. The coding region runs from base 440 to 1750 and encodes 436 amino acids. The transcript has 2 exons. NCBI's taxonomy places the organism in Eukaryota, Metazoa, Mollusca, Bivalvia, Ostreida, Ostreidae.